GGUUGUGGCAGGCAGUUGAGGGAGCAGAGAGCUGCGAGGACAGUGAGACUCAGGACGUGGUGGAGCAUGGCUGUGACACUGCAGUUCCUGGCGUGCUUCAUGGGAGCCACUUGUCUCCUCCAUGGGGUGACUACAACCCAGCAUCAUGCAGGGCAGCUGAUGGACAGCACCAACGUGGGAGGUGGCCUACAGGAGCCAGAGGCCCCAGAAGUGAUGUUUGAGCUGCUCUGGGCUGGGCUGGAGCUGGAUGUCAUGGGGCAGCUGUACAUCCAGGAUGAGGAACUAGCAUCCACACAUCCAGGCCGCCGACUCAGACUUCUCCUGCAGCACCACGUGCCUAGUGACUUGGAGGGUGUUGAGCAGCGGCUACAGCAGUUCCAGGACCUGCGGAAGGGGCCUCCUCUUAGCCAUUGGGACUUUGAACACCUGCUCCUCACAGGCCUGUCCUGUGUCUACCGGCUUCAUGCAGUUAAUGAGGCUGAGGAGAGGGGUCGUUGGGCCCAGGUCUUCGCCCUCCUAGCACAGGAAACACUCUGGGACCUAUGCAAGGGUUUCUGUCCCCAGGAUCAGCCCCCAUUGCUAGGGCCCUGGGCCUCCAUCUUUGACCCCUUACCCUGACCCUCCCCUUUCAUUGCCAUUCCCUCCUCCCAUUUCCCCAUCCCUCUCACCUAGACCCCUCCUGGGCAGGGGUCCAUCUGGCACCUGGUUCUUCCCACUGUUUAGAUUUCUGGUCUUGGCCGCACCCUGGACACCACCACCCCCAACUUGUUCCCUGGACCUUGAUAUGCUAAUAGCCCAGGCUCUGGGUCCCGGGGAGCAGGUAGAGAGCUAAGGACCAGACUUGCAGGCUGUGUGUAUGUGUGAGGGUAUCAGGAGUCAGGGGUAAGGCUUGAAAAAUGUGUUUAAGAGAUGCUGAAAGGGAAGCUGCCCCCAAGUAAGUCCAGGUCAGACCCUCUGACUCCUACCCUGGAAGUCUGUGAUGGAUUCUGUGCAAAUUUACAGGCACCCUGCAAGUGCUCAGCACUCAGUCCUAAUUUAGACACCCCCUUUAAGCGCAACCAAGGCUCUGGGGACUCUGAGCCCCCAAGUUCCCCAUCUGGGCUGGGAGAACAGAUUGGACUUACUGAGUUCUGUCUCUUGGAGGAGUAAAAGGAAGCAGGUGGCAAAGCAUUAUCUCUUUGAGGGGAGGGAGGAGAAAAUGUCUUGGUCCAUUUCAACAAGCCUCAGAUAAACAUCUGGGGAGAUGGAGUGAGGCUGGGAGAAGAACAAUGAG
Messenger RNA from Nycticebus coucang (slow loris), 1273 nucleotides. It is a transcript of the gene FAM180B, whose product is annotated as family with sequence similarity 180 member B. The coding region runs from base 67 to 618 and encodes 183 amino acids. The transcript has 3 exons. The record is from RefSeq and is a predicted model, not a curated record. NCBI's taxonomy places the organism in Eukaryota, Metazoa, Chordata, Mammalia, Primates, Lorisidae.